ACGGUGGGAGCACAGCUGCCUGUCAUCUCGGGCAGUGACCUCAGUGGGUCCUCUGCGCCCUCCGUGCCUUUGGAUCCCGGUCCCCAAGUUGGCCCUUGCCUAGCGCCAGCUUUAUUCCCCUCUCAUUCUCACCUACUUUUAUCUAAAGGAAACCUUUACUUCGCCAGUGCCCUGUUACCACCCUCACCUGCCUCAAAGGACAAGGUGAUCCAGUUGUCAUAGACUAGCUGUGGAUUCCCAAGGUGGCCCUGCAGAUACCAAGAGGGCCAUACACUCACUGCUCAUUUUUGUUUCCCCAGCCCCCAGCACAGUACCCAGCACAUAGUAGCACGAAUUAAAUACCUUAUGGGCAGAUGAAUGAAUGAAUGAAUGAAUGAGUCCAAUUCAGGGGCUGCAGGGCAGGAUAGGUGUGCCUAAUUACAUAAAACUGGAAGGGGUGUCAUUUGGAAGAUUGGUUCAGUCUUUCGACCUAGGAAUAUACAAAAUCCACUCAUUCUUUCAGUUUCAUUUGCAUUAGGACUUCUAUAUACCUAUUGUUUAUGUUUUGUUUAAUUUUUUUUUUGAAGGCAAUCUUAAGGCUACAGAGAUUCUUAUUGGUUAGUUCCUUAGAGGUUACCCAGAUAAUCUUGAGCUUCGCCAGGGUUACAGCUCCUCUUCCGUGGAGACUAGAUGCUCGCUCGCCCUGGGGACGAAUUCUAGAGCCAGCCCUAGCCCUAAGGUCUGACUCUGUAGCCGGUGCUUCAGGCAGGCUGAAGAAGUGAAGGACUUUGGUUAGGAUCGGGGUUCAGGGAUCUAUUUAUGGUCCAAGCUUUAAGGAAAGUAGGCAUUGUGGCUGGAUGAUGAAAUAAUGCUGGUAAACAGUAGCCAUUCACAAGCUAGGAAGUAGUGCCUAUCAGGAUCGUAGCAUCAUGAGUUCCUUCCCGUCUCUAUACCUAGCACCCCUUCCUGCUGCUUGGACACGUUAAGCUUGGUUCCUUGCUGUUUUCCUCCGGUUUUUAUAUGCUGUUGAACAGCACUUUUGUUGUGGUUUGGUUGUUUUGUUUUGUUUGACCGGAUCUCACUUUGUAGCCCUGGCAAACCUUGAACUCAGAGGCAUCUAUCCACCUCUGCCUCCCAAGUGAUGAGAUUAAAGGUGUGGCCCACCACACCCAAUUUGAGCAUCACUGUUUGAAGGUAAGCCUGCCUUAGGGUAUGUUUUUUCCUUGUCUGUGUCUGCUUUGAUUCUCCAAUCCUUUGACCAGUCUCUGUAAGAUUAAACUUUGGAUCGCAGAAACUGAGCAAGGGGAGGGACUCCUGAGCCAAAUUAAGCAAUAUGACUUUUUACUUUCCUUUUGUGUAAUCAGUAUUUAAAAAAAACAAAAUAACAGAACUUUCUACUUUUUCUGGCCUAGGCUAGUUGUAACCCCAGAUCAGAACAGUCUAGAUUAUUGAUUUUUCUCCUCAAUCCCAAAAUGUCAGAGCAUUGCCAGAUAAGAUUGUUGCCCAGUUAAAUUUGAAUUUCUGUUAAACAACAGAGCCCUAUCAUUUUACUUGCUAAAACUGGCAACCGUAGUUCAUGUGUCCUCUUAUGUGUUCUCUUUUCCUCUCAGGGCUCGCUUGCAAAUUUAGGACAACAACACCCCCCCCCCUUUUCUUCCUGUCUUUCUCUUACUCAUGCACAAUGACUGUGCAUUCUGCAAAGAGUCACUUGACCAAGGAGGUCAUGCAGUCCGUGCUAGGCUGAGGACAGGCUCUGGGAAACGCUCUGGGUGCUCGGGGUUAAGCUUACCCAGAAGGAACCCACGCCCACAGUGGUUUGCAAUAUUGUUCUUCUAUCCAGUGAGUCCGUCUUACAUGGGGAACACCUUUUAGAUGGCCAGGUGUCAAACUCUCCUGAUGAAAUGUGCUGUGCCCCACUGGGCUCCAAAGGCAGUAUCUGGCGCUGUUGAUGCCCUUGUUGGAACUUUCCAGAAUGGAUAGCCCCCCUAAGCUGACUGGAGAGACCCUCAUCGUCCACCAUAUCCCCUUAGUGCACUGCCAAGUCCCAGACAGGCAGUGCUGCGGGGGCGCAGGCGGAGGCGGUGGGGGCACAAGAGCCAAUCCCUUCUGCCCCCCGGAGCUGGGCCUCACCCAGCCUGACCACGACCUAGGACAAGCUGACUCCCUUCUGUACCCCAGCCUGCACUCAGCGCCAGGGGCACCUACAGGGUCUUCAGACAGCGUCAAAAGUAGGAGUCGGGAUGGACGAGGCCCCGGAGCUUCCAAGCGCCACAAUCCCUUCUUGGUGCAGGAAGGUGUGGGUGAGACAGGACUCGGUGACCUGCAUGACGGCAGCACUGGUGACAGUGUCACCCAGCAGUCCUUCCACCUGCACAGCACCAGCCAGCCCUUCCAUCUGUCUUCUUUCCAGCUGCCACCGUCCGGCCCCGGGCAGGGCAGGCCUUGGGGUGCAACGCGCAGUCGGCCUGGAGUGGUGGAGGGGCAGGAACAGGACCCAGCAACAGCCUUGGGGACCCAGUGCAGCACCAGCCACUGCUGCCGGCCAGAGCUGGAAGCUGAGAGGAUGGAGCUGGACGAGUGUGGGGGACACGGGGGGAGUGGCAGUGGAGGCGGGGCCAGUGAUACCUCUGGCUUUUCCUUUGAGCAAGAGUGGAAGAUCAGUUCCGACGAAUCCCCGAGACACCCUGGACGCUCUGGCUCGGGAACCCAGCACUGCCACUGCAGUAGUACGUCCAGUCAGUCGGAGGCGGCUGACCAGUCCAUGGGCUAUGUCAGCGACUCAUCCUGUAACAGCUCCGACGGCGUGCUAGUCACCUUCAGCACCCUCUACAAUAAGAUGCACGGCAGCUCCCGUGCCAACCUCAACUCUGUCCCUCAGUCCUGCAGCGACUCUUCCUUCUGCAGCCAUGCAGACCCUGGAGCCUUCUACCUGGACCUGCAGCCCUCCCCGGCUGAGUCGAGAAUGUCUUGCGAGUCCCACCACCCUGAGAACGGGGACAGGGAAGAGGGCUGUGGCUGUCCUCAUGUCUCAUCCCCUGAGCUCGAUGCCAACUGCAACGCCUACCGCCCACACUCUGAGCCCUGCCCAGCUGUGGCUGACCUCACAGCCUGCUUCCAGAGCCAGGCCCGCCUUGUUGUGGCCACACAGAAUUACUAUAAACUUGUCACCUGUGACCUGUCCUCACAGUCCUCCCCGAGCCCCGCUGGCUCCUCCAUCACGAGUUGCUCUGAAGAACACACCAAGAUAAGUCCUCCACCAGGCCCCUGCUCAGACCCAGACCCCAACCAGCCCUCUGAGUAUUACCUCUUCCAGAAGCCAGACAUCCAGCCAGAGGAACAAGAAGCAGUGGGUUCCCCAACAGAAGCAGCAACCGCCAUGGGCCCCACUGUACUUGAAGGGCAGGUGUACACGAAUACUUCCCCCCCUAACCUCAACACUGGCCGGCAGCGCUCUCGAAGCUAUGACCGAAGCCUGGAGCGCAGCCCCGCUGUCCGCCUGGGCUCACUAGAGCGCAUGCUUAGUUGCCCAGUACGGUUAAGUGAGGGCCCUGCAGCCCUAGCUGGGCCCGCGUCCCCACCCAGAAGGGUUACCUCCUUCGCUGAGUUGGCCAAAGGCCGGAAGAAAGCCGCGGGCUCCGGCUCCCCACCACUGCGGGCGAGCGUUGGAGAUUCUUCCCAAGAGUUCCCACCCAUCCACGAAGCCCAGCAAGACAGGGCAGCCCCACUUGAUGAGGGCGCUCGAUGUAGCCAUAGCCUGCCAUCCCUGCCCUUGGGGCCAAGCUUGGACCUCCUUGGCCCAGAACCCUGGUCCACCCAGGUUUGUCAGGGCUCCCAGGCCAGCGAGAUGCCACUUCCUAGCCUCAGAGCCGCUGGGCAGGGACCCUUGGCCCAGCUGAUGGAUCCUGGGCCUGCUCUCUCGGGGAGCCCAGCCAACAGCCAUACCCAGAGGGAUGCGAGAGCUAGAGCUGACGGGGGUGGCACCGAAAGCCGACCCGUCCUUCGCUACAGCAAGGAACAGAGGCCGACCACCCUACCGAUCCAGCCAUUCGUGUUCCAACAUCACUUCCCCAAGCAGCUGGCCAAGGCCCGGGCCCUGCACAGCCUCUCCCAGCUCUACAGCCUCUCGGGCUGCAGCCGCGCACAGCAGCCCGCCCCGCUGGUUAUCUCUACUGCUCAAGGCCCAGCCCCAGCUCCCUCAGGAGAGCCGCAGCCAUUCACAUCGCAGGCCACUGGCAGAGGCGCCAGAAACGCUGGGCCUGAACCAGAGACCUCACGGCCAUCGCCCCUGGGAAGCUACUCCCCAGUCCGGAGUGCCGGCCCCUUUGGGUCUAGCACCGACUCCUCUGCCUCUACCUCCUGCUCCCCGCCUCCAGAGCAGGGCGCAGCAGCAGACAGUGUAUCACCAUGGAGCCAUACCUGCCCUCCUACUGUGCGCCCUGCCACAGCCCAGCAGCCACCGAAGGAGGACCAGAAGAUUCCGACCUUGGCUGAGUACAGGCUUCAUGGCACAGGAAGUUUACCCCCUCUGGGUUCCUGGAGAUCUGGCUUCACCCGGGCAGAGAGUCUGGUUCGAGGAGGUGGUGAGGGCAGCAUGGCCUCCAGGCCCAACAAUGCCAACCACCUGUCCCCUCAGGCCCUCAAGUGGCGGGAAUACAGGAGGAAGAACCCACUAGGGCCACCUGGUUUGUCAGGAAGCCUAGAUCGAAGGCCACCGGAAGCUCGGCUGGCCCGCAGGAACCCCAUCUUUGAGUUCCCUGGUUCUUUCGGCACAACCAGCCAUCUGAAUUGCCGGCUGAAUGGUCAGAUUGCGAAGCCACUGUCACUGACCUGUCCUGACCUGCAGGACCCCUUCUCCUUAACCGAGAAGCCUCCCGCUGAGUUCUGUCUGUCUCCCGAUGGCAACUCGGAGGCCAUAUCCAUCGACAUACUUCAGAAAAAAGGGCUGGUAAAAGCUGUCAACACCGCUGUGGACCUUAUUGUGGCCCAUUUUGGCACGAGCCGGGAUCCUGGCGUGAAGGCAAAGCUGGGCAACAGUUCUGUGAGCCCCAAUGUCGGCCACCUGGUUCUGAAGUACUUAUGCCCUGCAGUCCAGGCCGUGCUCGAGGACGGACUCAAGGCCUUCGUACUGGAUGUGAUCAUCGGCCAACGUAAAAACAUGCCUUGGAGUGUGGUCGAGGCUUCCACACAGCUAGGCCCAUCCACCAAGGUCUUGCAUGGCCUCUACAACAAAGUCAGCCAGUUCCCAGAACUCACCAGUCACACCAUGCGCUUCAACGCCUUCAUCCUUGGCCUGCUCAACAUCCGGUCGCUGGAGUUCUGGUUUAAUCACCUGUAUAACCAUGAAGAUAUCAUCCAGACCCACUACCAGCCCUGGGGCUUCCUGCGGGCGGCACACACGGUGUGCCCAGGCCUCUUCGAGGAGCUGCUGCUGUUGCUACAGCCCUUAGCCCUGCUGCCCUUCAGCCUGGACUUGCUGUUCCAGCACCGGCUGCUGCAGAGUGGGCAGCAGCAGCGGCAGCACAAGGAACUGCUGCGUGUGUCCCAGGACCUACUGCUGUCUGCACACUCAACACUGCAGUUGGCCAGGUCCCGAGGCCAGGAGGGCCCUGGAGACAUGGACAGGGUGGCUCCUGGGGAACGGGUGAAGGGGGUGGGUGCCUCAGAAGGUGGAGAAGAGGAUGAGGAAGACGCGGAAGAGGUGGCAGUGGUGGCGGGGAGCUCAGAUCAUGGCAAGUGGGCCCGAGGGGGUCAGGCUGGCUGGUGGUACCAGCUCAUGCAGAGCUCCCAGGUCUACAUCGAUGGCACCGCUGAGGGCUCUAGAUUCCCUCGCAGCAGCAGCAGCAGUGGCAGUGGCAGUGAGAAGAAGAAAGGAGUUGGCAGUGCCCAGGCUCCGCCCCCGCCGCCUCGGGAAGGUGUGGUAGAGGGGGCGGAGGCCUGCCCUGCCCCUGAGGAGGCCCUUGGCCAAGAAAGGGGCUGGCCUUUCUGGAUGGGGAGCCCCCCUGACUCAGUGCUAGCUGAGCUGAGGCGUAGUCGAGAGAGGGAAGGGCCUGUUGCCCCACCGACGGAAAAUGAGGAAGGGACCGCAGAGCCUUCACCUGGGGGCAUCAAGUGGGGACAUCUCUUUGGUUCUCGGAAAUCUCAGCGGGAAGCCCGGCCCACGAACAGGCUGCCGUCGGACUGGCUGAGCCUGGACAAGUCUGUGUUCCAGCUGGUAGCACAGACGAUGGGGGCCCGUCGGGAGCCCGAGCCCAGGGAGAACCCUCCAGCCGUGCCCUCCAAACCUCCGUGCGAGGUACAGGCUCUGUGCCACCAUCUGGCCACAGGCCCUGGACAACUGAGCUUCCACAAAGGAGAUAUCCUCCGGGUGCUGGGACCGGCUGGAGGAGACUGGCUGCGCUGCAGCCGCGGCCCUGACACCGGCUUGGUACCUCUGGCCUAUGUGACAUUGACCCCAACUCCAAGUUCACCUCCUGGAAGCAGUCAAAACUGAGGCUUGUGCAUGCUGGUGGCCUCAGGGACCCUCACAUCCCCCGAGACUCAGAGCCUGAGAGUCCUUCCCAAGCCUCAGGCUUGGCUAUGAAAAGUAUGCUGAGAGCUGGGGCCGCGGAUCUCUGUGCUGGCGCCUGCUCCCCGUGCUCAGUAUUAAUUUCCCUUCCUCAGUGUCCCAGACCUCCACCCGGGGAAGGAGGGGAGGAACACUCAGUGCUGGGCUGCCCGGUUUUCCUGGCCCAGAGGUCAUUGGUAGGUUCACUAGGCCAACUGAUAAUGAAGAUGGUUAACAGUAUUGGGGCCAGAGUCCUAAGCCCCUCCAUGCUGUAAAUAGGCGGCGACCGGUGCCUGGUCGUCAGAGUAAGGAGGAGGAGCCCAGGCUUCUGUUUAUGUAUGUAUUUAUUUAUUUAUUAUUUAUUUAUUACACCUAAUAAUAAAAAGGUGCUCAGCCUCCAAGCCA
Mus caroli (Ryukyu mouse) is the source of this 6928-nucleotide messenger RNA. It is a transcript of the gene Rusc2, whose product is annotated as RUN and SH3 domain containing 2. Lineage: Eukaryota; Metazoa; Chordata; Mammalia; Rodentia; Muridae. Gene Ontology annotation, molecular function: protein binding. Gene Ontology annotation, cellular component: cytoplasmic vesicle. The record is from RefSeq and is a predicted model, not a curated record.